Messenger RNA from Pieris rapae (cabbage white), 7562 nucleotides. It is a transcript of the gene twin, whose product is annotated as CCR4-NOT transcription complex subunit 6. Gene Ontology annotation, molecular function: protein binding; poly(A)-specific ribonuclease activity. Gene Ontology annotation, biological process: nuclear-transcribed mRNA poly(A) tail shortening. The coding region runs from base 155 to 1792 and encodes 545 amino acids. NCBI's taxonomy places the organism in Eukaryota, Metazoa, Arthropoda, Insecta, Lepidoptera, Pieridae. Gene Ontology annotation, cellular component: nucleus; cytoplasm; CCR4-NOT complex. The record is from RefSeq and is a predicted model, not a curated record. The transcript has 12 exons.
CGCCGCUAGUGUCGAUUGUCGCUGUAGUCGGUAAAUGGACGUUUGAUGUGGUGUAUGUCAAGAUUGUGCUAUUGUGUGUUUACAGUGAUUUAUUGCUUGUAUAUUUAAUCCGAGUUGGAGGAAACACUUUUAAGGAGUAGAUGAAGGUGACAGAAUGUCUCGCAAUAAAGACAAGCAUGAGGGCGCUAGCGCGCGUACCUACCACAUUAUGUCUGAGGCGGAGCGGGCAUCAGGCAGACGCGGGUGCUGGACAACGCUUGAGAUAACAGGAGGUGUGCGCGCUCUAGCGCCCCAACUUUUUCAACUGUCGCACCUCACAGCGUUGUACCUUAACGACAACUCGUUACAACGGAUUCCGCCUGAUAUCAACCAACUGGUCAACCUGCACACUCUCGAUUUGUCCAGCAACAAACUGAGGACACUGCCCGCUGAGUUAGGAGACCUCAUACAACUCAGAGAAUUACACCUGCACAAUAACUACCUGAGAGUACUGCCAUACGAUCUGGGAAAACUCUUUCACCUUCAACUCCUAGGUCUUCAGGGAAACCCGCUGAGUAAGGAGAUGCUAUCAAUAUACAACGACAAUAAUGGGACUGCCAAGCUGCUAACGUACCUACUGGAUAACUUGCAAGUUACCGCCACUCUACCACCUCAGAGACCUUGGAUACCCUUAACGAGACCGAAUAGGAGUCGUCCUACUUGUAUAUUCACGGUGAUGUGCUACAACGUGCUGUGUGACAAAUAUGCGACGAGACAGAUGUACGGAUACUGCCCCAGUUGGGCGCUAGAGUGGGACUAUCGGAAAAAAGGCAUAUUGGACGAGAUACGACAUUAUUCUGCGGACAUCAUCAGCUUACAGGAGGUGGAAACGGAUCAGUUCUACAAUUUCUUUUUACCGGAGUUGAAACAGGACGGCUACGAUGGCAUCUUCUCACCGAAGUCUCGCGCCAAAACUAUGGCGGAGUCUGAGAGGAAAUACGUCGAUGGAUGCGCUAUAUUCUUCAGAUCUGCUAAGUUUUCAUUGGUAAAGGAACACUUAAUCGAAUUCAAUCAGCUGGCUAUGGCGAAUAGCGAAGGCUCAGAUAACAUGUUGAAUCGAGUUAUGCCGAAAGACAAUAUCGGUCUAGCUGCCUUGUUAAAGACCAAAGAGGCGGCGUGGGAGAAUGGUGAGAAUUGUCUACCAACGGAGACAUCGGCGCUUUCGCAACCAAUCCUUGUAUGCACGGCCCACAUUCAUUGGGACCCUGAGUUUUGCGAUGUGAAGUUGAUACAAACAAUGAUGCUGAGCAAUGAACUGAGAUCGAUUUUGGAUGACUCUGCGCGUACGCUGCGAUUGACCGGACAGAAGGACAACGUUCAACUGUUGUUGUGUGGAGAUUUUAAUUCGCUGCCUGAUAGUGGUGUAGUCGAGUUCCUCUCGGCAGGGCGUGUCUCUGCCGACCACCGCGACUUCAAAGCGUUGGCCUACGCGAAUUAUCUCCGCCGAAUGCCGGGUUCAGAUCACGAGUUCACGCACAACUUCAAACUCGCUUCCGCCUACAGCGAGGACAUCAUGCCCUACACUAAUUACACGUACGACUUCAAAGGCAUCAUCGACUAUAUCUUCUACAGCAAGCAGUCGAUGACCCCUCUGGGUCUUCUGGGGCCUCUGUCGCAGGACUGGUUCCGCGAACACAAGGUCGUCGGCUGUCCGCAUCCGCACAUACCUUCAGAUCAUUUCCCUCUACUAGUAGAACUCGAGAUGUGUCCAACGGCGAGCACCAACUCGAACGGACUAAUUGGACGCAGGUAGCACGCAACGCGCCGACAUGCGGCCGCACAUGGCGCCAAUGCCAUCCACAGGAAUCCUACCCUCUAUUUCAAAAAUCAAAACCAAAAGCCGGACAAAAAUCCAGUACAGCCACCGACCCACAACCAGAAAGAUUCAGCUAAAAAUCGUAAACUGGAUGACCAACAUUCAAUUCUGCACCAAACGAUCGACAAGAAUGCAGUUGGUAAUGAAAACCAACCAAUCCGCAAGGAUGCAGUCUACCAGAAGAGUCCAAGAAACCAAACUGAAAAACAUCAGCUAACGAAAAACCAAGUUGACCAUGAACAAUAUGAACACCCUAAAUCUGUUAUCCAAGAAAGAAAGCGACAAAAUAUGAACAGAUAAUACAAUAAAAUUUAUGUAUAUGGAAAAUCAAAAUCGACAUCUAGAACUUGACAGUUCGUCACAUUAGGGUAACGCGGUGUAUAUAUCUUGGAGAUAUAUAUUCUUGACGUUUUAGAAAAUGUAUGAUCAGCAAAACACUUUAGUCUAAUCAAUUUUAGUUCAAUUUGGACUUAGCCGCUUCAUUCAGCUAGGGUGACGAAUUUUUCACAAUGUUUAGAAUCCAAAUCCUUGUUCUAAAACACUAAUAGCGAACAAAAUAUAGGUUUCUCUAUGUAUAGUACUUAUUAAGUAGAAAUUUGUAAUAUCGGUUUGUAGAUGUGCAGAUUUCAUCGGUUUGUGUGCAAUGUCUUUUAAGUUUUCAAAAUCAUAAUGUGUACAUUUCAAAAUAUGAAUGGAAAAUCAUUUUGAAGUACUUAAUAUCGCUAAAUUCAUUUUGGUACCUCCGGAAUUAUACAAAAGACAUAAUACAGUGAUAAAUUUCUUAGUUUCGAUUAGGUAUAUGUAAAAGGUUAACAUUUGUCUCUAUUAAAUACUCAAAUUUAUAUUUUUCUUCGAAAAACAAAAGCUCUUAAAAGAUUCUUCUACAGUUGGAAUGAUUUGUAUCAUAUUCUAAAUCCAGUUGCCAUGGUAACCAACAAACAUGGCGAUAUUCUCCCAUCAUUCUCUGUAAGGUAUGGUGAUGGAAAAUCCAUAUUACGCUACUGUGCAACUAUAGUUUCCAACCAGAAAAAAAUAUUUAUUAGAAUCAGCUCUGUAUUAAUUAAACUUUUCGAUUUAUUUCACCUGCAAAACAUUCAGUUACCAUGGCAGCUGUGCAGUUCGGUUGCCAUAGUAACAAGAUGGUUCCAGUUGCCAUGGUAACCAACAAACAUGGCGAUUUACAACCGCCUCUUUAAUGCUCAGUACUUUACAUUGAUGGAAAGUCGAUAUUUAGCUUUAAGACUAUUGUCUGUGCAAUUAUAGUUUUCAAUUAGAAAAAAAAAAUAUUUUGGCAGAAUCAGCUUCUUGUUAAUGAAAUUUUUAGCUAUAAUUUUAAUUGUCGUGAAUGUAGUUCCACCUACAGUUGAGGAAUAUAACGAGGUUACAAAUAUUUCCGUGACGGGUCUGUUCAUCUCGGAUUUAAAAAAUAUCAGACGUCCAUUUACCAAUUAGUGAUAAAAUGAUUCCUCCACUGUAAAUUGUUAGAAUAAUGUGAAUAUGUUUAGUUCUAGAUGGUGUUCGAGGAGACAUUGUGACAAUAUAUUUUAUUUUUCACAAAUUUGAAUAAGUUUUUCACGGUAAUGAUCCCGUAACUUUUAUAACUUACGUAUAAUAUAUAUUUUAUUCAACCCUAAUAGCAGCUUUGCAUAGAAAGAAUUGUUUUAAGAAGAAAUAACCGAGUUAAAUCGUUGAACUUCGGCCUAAGUCAUUUUUUUUUUAAGUUUUAAGGCGGGUUUUUGUUGCCGCAUUUCACAAGUUCAUUGAAUCAAAUCUUUAUAAUUAAUAUGUUUAGUCAACAAUGUCUUCCCGAUGGGUGUGUGUAAAUGUCUUUAGUGCAGUGGACGGUGAGCUAAGGUUAAUUGAGGUACAGAGGUUUACUGUGGUACGGUGUUGGCAUUUAGAACAAAGACGAGCGAAUGCUCGCCGGCGGCGAAACUUAGGUUAAUGUCGCAUAUUGUGUACCAACAAACUACUCAGCGAGACUUAAAAAAGACCUUUAUUACCCCCCCCCCCACUUUUAUCCCCCUCCGCUCUCCCCAAACCCCGUUUUCCUAGUAUUUUUAUAAUCUCUUGUAAGUGGAGUUUUGUAUUGUCUCGUUUCUUUACAAUUAAACCGCCCGCUGUCCCUCAUCGCCCCUCUUAGUUCUAAGUAGGUUAAAUAUUGUGACGAUUGGAAUCCCAUGAGUAAUUCACGAAUUGAGUUUUGUUUAGUUGUAAGUUUUUUUUACGUACGAUUCAGUAUUUGCAGCGCUCCAACGACUGCUUCGAACCCAAAUUCAAUGUAAAUGCAUUUUUAUUAGUUUAGUCGUUUUGUCAUUCGGGGACUGAGAGACAGCGAACGGGGUACCUUUAGAAUAGCGGGUAGCAUACUGGCGUAGUACAAAUGGACGUGUGAAUGUGUGAUGCGGUGUAGUGCGUACGUGCACGCUAUCUCAAGAUCGCUUGUCGUUUGACAAAUGCGCGGUGUAUUUUUGGAUGGACGCGUGUGGCCAUUUAAUUGACGUUUCGUGUGAAACGGUUAAAUGUCCACAGCCCUGUGUGCAUUGGUCGUAUGCAACCUCUGAUUGUAUGGUUGUGAUCUUAUCGGAAACGAUUCGUGUAGUUUGUCAGAAAACUAGUCAUCGAUGGAGGUUGACAAUGUUGCUCAGGGAUAAUGGAUCUGGAGAGACUUGUACUGCCCGUAUCUUACUGUAUCUAUUGAUUAGAUAGAUAGUCUUUUUUUAGUGAUAUCUGAAUUGUGCUCUGCGCCCGAGUGCAAUCUGUCAAUCUCUUGCGUCGUUGUACAGCGUUAGUUGACAUCGGAAUAACGUUAUAUUUACUUUUUACAAUCAAAAAUUGGACCACUUCAUAGUUGAUACUACGCUUAUUUUUUGUCCUCACCAUCGGAAUUAUAUAAUUUUUAAAUAUUUUUUAUUAAUCAUAUAUUUAUAUCAAACGAUAGGUGCUGUUGUAUUUAAUUUUAAUAUUACACACGAUUGUGAUAAGGCGACUCUCUCGAUUGUUAACGAUGAGCCAAAUCAUGUAAAGGGUAUAUUUGUACAAUUUUACAACCGGCGCUGUAUAAUUUUUUUUAAGUACACAUAGAUAAAGUCAUAUCAUGAUUAUUCUGCGAUUUUUCUAAAUUACUCUAGAUUGUUUACGACUUAUGUCCGUUUUUGAGAUUGUUCUACGUGAAUGCACAAAGUAAGGUUUAGUCUAGUUACAUGUUGCGAUGUUAUUUUAUAUGUCGUAGGAUAAUUUCUGAAACGGCUUUUUUUGCCUUUGCGCGCUUCGCGUGGCUGAGUACACAAUUUUUACGUUUCGUGUUUAAAUUAUUUCGGGUAAUUAGUAUUGCAUUUAUUCGUUGACAGAUAUUUUAUAGCGUAAGCUGAUAUGAAGGCCUUAACUGCUUCACUGUACCUGUUGAUGAGAUUUGGCUAAUUGUGUCAAUUUAUGACGUCAUGAUUGCAAUUGGGGUUAUUUUGAGGCUAUUUUUUGUAAAUUCUGAACAUAAAAUAUAUAUUCAAAGUGAUAUCGAAAAAAUUUUAGUGAAAUAGUGUAGUUUUGUUGGUUUUUAAUUCUUUGAACAUUUUUUAAACAUUUAAUUGAUUGAUUAGGAAAUUAUUAAUACGUUGCUACUGAUUUGUGAUAUUUAUCUUGAAAGGCAAUUCUCAAUUUUUAAAACUGACAGCUGUCAAAUGGAUAUUAUGAAUAUCAGAAACAUUACAAUAAAAUUCUAUUGAAACAUGUACCGUAUGUGAGCUAAUUGUAUCUAAUAAUCGAAAUGUACACUGUCAGAGUUAAAAUAUAUAGUACCAAAAACUUAUAGUAUUAUGGUUUUAAUUUACUUCGAGUUUCAUGGGACUGAUUUUUUGGUCACCUUUAUUGCGUCGUGCUUGGACUUUACAAUACACGGAAAAUGUUAAUCACUCCUACUCUGAAGCAAAUGAAAAUCCGCAUUAAAUAAGCUUUUGGAACUACGGCUCGUAACACUAAACGCUUGAUAGAAACCAACAGACGCGCUGAACGCGAUGCAAAACGAGAGCUUUAUAAAUCUAAUUUGUAGUAAGACGUGAUCUCUUUAUUUUAAUAGAAUUUUGAUGGACAAUUUUACUUAAUAGAUCUAGCCGUGUAGCGAAAUAGGAUUGUAUCGCACAUUUUAUUAUACUCUAUAGUUUCGAACUGAUGCCCUCCAAGAAAUUUUGACAUGCAUCAUUAAAGCCCUCGAGCCCCUAUAGUGCUGUUCCGAUUGGAAGAAUACCUUUGUGUACAUAAUUGUAUAAUUUUUUUAUGUAAAUAUUUUUUUGUAUGAAAUUCCGUUGCCCCGUAACUGGGUUUUAAUGAUGCGAUCUAUUCGAUACCGCAAGGAGCCUUCAAGUCUGUGUAUUUAUUUUGUAAAUAUGUGAUUUCGAUUACAAUUAAUGCUAGACAACGAGCGUUUUAUGACAGCCGUUCGGACUUCUGCGCACACUGGCAGUUUUGUUAGGACUGACUUGGCUACGGCGUCUAAACUGUGUCUGACUACCCUCCUAUUUAGGUAAUAGAGAUUUAUUUUGUAAAAUGUAUAAUAAUUUGUGUAAACUGCUUUAUAUUUGACUGUAUUGUAAAUUUGGAUAAUUUGUGUCAGAUGUCUGUUUAUUCAUUGUAGCCAUCAAUUUUGCGAUGCAUUGGCGUUAAACACGUUUAGCACUCACGUCUAUACAGAAGUUAAUGCAUAGGAAAACAACUAGAUGGCGCUAUAUUUAAUAUCAGUAUUUUAAUAUGCAAUUGUAAAAUCUCUUGAACAAAUAUGAAUGGAAGUGCAAUUCGUAAUAUUUAUCGUUAUCAGUAUCUCCUUAUGCUGAUUUAAGUAUAGAGCCACCAUACACAGCCUGCGUUUGUUCUAGGUAAUAAGCCUUGCUCUAGCCUCUAAUACGAAGGAUCAGACAUUCCACAGGCCCUAUCGAAUUAGCUCAAUGCAAAAGACUGUAUGAGACUUUAAAAGAGAAAUAUCAUGAAUAAAAAAAAUAUUUUCUGAAGCACCUUAACGACUUUACAAAACGUGUUUUAUGGUGAUUUAAUGAUAAGAUCGCAAUGUUUAACUCACUAGUAUGUAAGGACAAAUGCUUUACGCCACUGUGAUAGACAAUACAAUUAUACCUGAGAGAAAACACCAUAGGCAUUUAUGUGAAAUUUAUUAUUGUCUUAUGAAAUGGAAUGUAAUGUACCUACUCUCAGUUGUGAUGCUGACGGUACUCUACUUUGAGUUCAAACAUUUUGCAAUAAUAGCAACAAUCUGACAUGUUCUAUUAUACAAUUUCUAUUUGAUGCCUAUUUUAUAGUUAACCACUUCAUACUACAAAUUUCUUACGAGUACAUGUUAGAGUUAAGGUCAUCAUUUUCCAUUUACGUCUUACGUUAUAUAUUUUAACAACACUAUUGCAAAUGUUAUUCACAAUGUUUUUAAUUCUCUCCAUAGUUUUGUACUUUUUAUAUUAAUUUCUCAAUAUUUUCGUUGUCGUUCGCGUGAAAAGCCCAAACUAGAGUACCCUCAGUAAUAAUUAAAAGUACAAAGCGUAUGUGCAGAAGUUUCGCGGCUCGACUGUUCGAGUGUUCGCGGUGUGGGGAUGUGUGCGUGCGCGCAUGAGUGUGUGUAUGUGUGCGGCCGCGCGGCCCGCGUCUCGCUGUUCUGUUUGUUGACACAUUAUGUAUAUUUGAAUGAAUCAAAUUAUAAGAGAAUAUGAAUUUU